Molecule: messenger RNA, 560 nt
Organism: Paraphaeosphaeria sporulosa
Lineage: Eukaryota; Fungi; Ascomycota; Dothideomycetes; Pleosporales; Didymosphaeriaceae
Product: Glyoxalase/Bleomycin resistance protein/Dihydroxybiphenyl dioxygenase
Exons: 1
Coding region: 109-486 (125 amino acids)
Source: RefSeq, a predicted model, not a curated record
GAACCACCAAAACGGCUACAAAAGCAUGCAGCGACUCUCUAAGCUCGAUCGCGCCACCACAUUCAAUGUAGUGUUGAACAACUUUAUUCCCAGUUCAAAACCAAUAGUAUGCCUGCUUCCAUGCGCAUCGAACUGUUCCCAGCAUCUUUGGACGUCUUCCUCGACUUCUACACGCGGAUCCUCAACUUCGCACUCCUCCAGCGCAAAGGAAAAUACGCCUACUUGAGGCGCGACGCUAUCUAUAUAGGUGCUAUCGAGUCACCCACGCCAGACACGCUCGCGGACCGAGCCUCGUACAGACAGCCGAACAGGGGUGUGGAGAUUGUGCUUGAGGUUGACGAUGUCAUGGCUGAGCGGGAUAGAGUGGUAGCCGCAGGGUACAAGCUUGAUGCUGAUAUUGCGAAGCAAGAAUGGGGUUUGAUGGAUUUUAGGGUAACGGAUCCGGAUGGGUAUUAUAUUCGGAUUACAAGUCGCGGUGGCAACUAGAUAGAGAGGUCAGUGAACUUGAAUUGAGUACAAGUUGGGUACCAGAUGAUCAAAUCGGGUUGAUGAGCGCCACC